CCUUUGGAUGGAGGCCCCGGGAGUCCAGAGCGAAUGGACUCCCUGAGGGGGCUCAUGGCGAGAAACAGGUGUGCUAAGACUACGAGAGAUGCGGCUCCAGGAGGUGGAGGGGCCUGAUGCCGAGAGAGAGUGGACCCCCGAGAAGGGCUGUCACACUGAAGGGAGUUCCCCCCAUGGACCGCACUAGGCCAAGAGCGAGCUCGAUCUGCUCUGCCCUCCCAUGCCCUUGCUCUGUGCCCGUCCUGGAGCUGCCCGUCCCGGAGCCAGCUGCCGCGCCUUGUGCCCGGCCCCAUGCCCCACAAGUGGCCCAACGAGGUCGAGUCGGAGACACGCAAAGAGGGACAGGACCCAAAUAAGGGGGGGCAGGCACCCCCUAAGGAGGAAGAGGAGCCCACAGCCAGCAAGAGCCCCGGCUCCAAGUCGCGCCGCAGCUCCCGCUCCAGCCAUGGGCGCAAGCACAGCAAGAAGCAUCACGCUGACGCCCAUGCCGAUGCCACCAAGGCCUACUCGCCCUUCCUCAACACUGUCUUCGGCAGGGAGCGGGAUCUGUCCCCAGUGGAACUGGAUGAGCUGCUGGAUGCCUUCAAGGAGUUCGACACAGACCAGGAUGGCUUUGUGAGCUACAAGGACCUGGGCGCCUGCAUGCGCACCAUGGGCUACAUGCCCACUGAGAUGGAACUCAUCGAGAUCUCCCAGCACAUCAAGAUGAGGAUGGGUGGGCGCGUGGACUUUGAGGACUUUGUGGAGAUGAUGGGGCCGAAGCUACGUGAGGAGACGGCUCACAUGGUGGGGGUGCGUGAGCUCAAGAUUGCCUUCCGUGAGUUGGACAGGAACGGGGAUGGGGAGAUCAGCAGCACAGAGCUGAAGGAUGCCCUCCUGGCCCUGCUGGGGGAGCAGGUCCCGCUGCCGGAGGUGGAGGAGAUCCUGCGUGAUGUUGAUCUCAAUGGGGACGGCCAUGUGGACUUUGACGAGUUUGUGAUGAUGUUGUCCUCCCGCUAACAAGGCCUGGGAGAGGGAAGCCCUUACCCCCCGUUGCCGUCGCUGUUCCAGCCUCCAGGGAGACCGAGCAGCUCCAAGUGGAUCCCCGCUUCUUGACAGCUGGUGACCCCCCCUUCUUUGCCAGCAGGAAGUUCCCUCGCAACUCCCUUAUGGGCCUUUCUAAGAAGAACCCUCCCUCUGGGUCUGCCUGCCCCUCUGCUGGCCCCUCUCCCUCACAGUGCGUUGCCAGGAAGCAGGGCCUGAAUGCCCAGUUGGCAACUGCUUUGGGGGCUGCUAAGGCUCUGACUAGGCCAGGCCCUGCUCCUUAUCUGGGAUCCCAGAUAAUCUCCCCUCACUCCCAAUCAGACUGUCCCCGCAGCUCGCCUUUGCUGCUGUCCUGUGCUGGUCUCCGCCUCCAGCCCAGCCCAUGAGCUGCCCUAGGUACCCACCUUCCUGCUCCUGUCCCACGUCAGGGAAAUCCCCUCUCCCCACCAGUGGCUAGACUGGAGUGGGGGAGACCACCCAACCCUUCACUACUCCAGCUCCACCCCAUCCCCUUGUUCGCUGAAUGGCUCUGCUAAAAUGCCUGACGGUGACAGAGCAUUAACAGUGGUGCUGUUUCCAUUUGUCCUCUGUCAUGCAUCCACAGGGUUGGCGUUACACCCUGGCUUUUCCACAGUUCCUUGGAGCAGUGUUUCCCGACCGGUGUGCCAUGGCACACUGCUGUGCUGGCAGGUGGGCUGUGGAAUUUUUUGAAAAACUACAUGUGAGAACAAAAGACCUUCCCUUGAAUUCUAAUGAGCGUUAGAGCUGGAUGGCAAUCUGUACGAGGCCCCUUUCAAAUACUAUGCACAGCUCACAUUCCAUUCCCCAAAGUGAGGCUAAGGGAGAAAACGUAAACACAGACAGAUUUGCCCUGAUGAAUGCAAUGUGCUGCAAUGAGCCUUUGAUGAUGAUGCACAUAAAAAAAAGACAUAGAUUUCAAGCCUAAAUUUUAAAUUUACAUUUGACUUAGGGUAAUAGCUGGAACCAGCCAGACCUGGAAUGGCAUUAUAAGUAAUUAUAUCACAUUUAAAAACAGCAGAGAAAGUGACACGCACUUGGGAAGACUAUUUUGGAAAUGAGCAGAAAUGUUUAACUAUUAAUUGCUUGUCAUCGCCAAACAUUAUUCUGGCACAAACAACAGAUCGCGAUCUAACACUAGCUGCCAUGUUUGUUUUGAUUUUAACCCUACUAGCCUCAUUCUGGAUUGGUUUCUGAAUAUUCAUGAGUCAAAAUUAAGAGUGGCCUAUGAUAGAUGCAAUGUUACAUCACGGUCAUAUGAACUUGACGUUAUGGGAGUCACGUGAGGUUAUCUAGGUGUGCCACAGCAGAGAAAAACAUUGGGAACCACUGCUUUGGGGGACUCCUCUCAGUGGACCAGGCCCCCAAGAGGGUCCCACUCUUCCCCCAGGGCUGGCCACACAACCUCACUUGUCUCUGGGCUCCAGUCUUCCUGCCUCAUGUGGUGAGCUCUGGCCAGUGAGGCCAACUGAGCCAGACGUCCUCUUAGGGAUGUGUAACUCUGAUGCACUCCAGCCGGAGUCUGCAGUGACACAGGGCAGUUUUUCCAACUAGAGCAGGGUUGGUUAGUCCCCUGGCACACAGCUUUCCAAGUACUAAGGGUAGCCCAGAGAAAGGAAGGUUAAAGCACAAUCCCUCUGGCCAAGCCCAAGCAACCCACCUGCCUCACUGUAGUGGAUUCCAUCUCAGGCACUCUCUCUGGCGUCCUUAGUCUGGCCAAUUGUUCCAGAAGCCUACUCUUGGUCCUCCAUUGGUCACCUCCCAAUCCUUUGGCUCCAGGCAAGGCCAUGGAGAAUUCACAGUCCUGCCUGCUGUCCAGUCCUUAGGGCUUCCCAUUGUCCCUCAGGACCCUCUCUUGAGUUGGGUCAGUUUCAACCAGUUCCCUGUUGACCCUAUUCAUUGGGGCCUAGUCAGAAAGGUCUCUCUCACACACACCCUUUCCUGCCCCGCAGUGCCCCCAAGAGCAGAUUUAACUCUCCACUCCCAAACUGGCUAGCAAUGCAGAGUACAGAGGGAAACCGAGGCACACAAGAUUCAUAAAAAUAUUACAAAAGAUUCUCACUUCAUCACAGCUCUUCUCCCUCGGGGGCCGAACUGACCAGGGCUGCUUUAUCCUUUGACCUGGGAGGUUCCAGUCCACCAUGGUUAUUCAAAGACAUCCCAGCGCAGUGACCAUUUCCAUGGUAGCAGUUCUACCUGGCGCUUGUGAGGUGCGUACAGCACAGUUUCUAACCAAGUGUACAGUUUUCACAGCACAGGGCAGAGCAGUUUCACGUCCUCCCUUCGGGCUGGUCUGUUUGAUGAUAUGAGCAGAGUGUACAUGGGAAGUUUUCAUGUGGCCCCCAGCCCUUUGGUCACUCGAGAACCUUUGGGUUUGAAACUGGGUCCAGCUGUUACCUCCUCCCGGUCUUCUUCUAGGGAAAGAUGAGGGGAGGGAACUGACAUUCCUCCAUAGGUCAGCCAUCCUGGUUGCAGCCUGGGGUGUCCUGACCCCUAAGUUGGCUAGGAAGUGACCCUGUGAGCAUCUGGUGGUUCAGUGUAGGUUUGUUCCCCUGCAAGGUUGGUCUUAACCCAGCCAUAUCUCUGGGGCACAGGUGUCCCGGGGUGCUUAGGUAUGGAUUCUGGGGGGAGCCCCACACUGGCAGACCCCCUCUGGAGCUGCAUCUCAAUGCCAGGGCUAUGCAUAUGUUGGGAACACAUUUCUGCUGCUGGGGUCAACUUGUUGCCCUCAGCUUCAGGACAGAGUCCUGUCUUAGGGCCCCCUGCCCCGAUGGGCUGUGAUUCAGGCUCUCUUGGAUAGGAGAACCCAUCAGUUCCAUGGCUAUGCCCUGAUAAGUUGUGUUCAUGUUCGGUAGCUGCUGUCCAGCUGCUUUACCCUUCCCUGGGGCUUCUCCCACCCUGAACAAGACAAACGUAUCUGGCAGUCGUCCUGCCCUGCCCAUGUCCUCCCAUGCUCAGCUAGGGCUUCAGCCACCACUGGACCCAGCUUGGCCUCUACGUCCCCAGGCUGACUCCCUUGGUCACAGCAGCAGGCCUCAGGCAAGUUGUGCUUGAGCCCAUGUGACACAUCUGCUGUGCGGAGAUGGAUGGGUGCAUUCUUCUGCCCCACUUGGAUACAUCUCUCUGCUUACAGACAGACAGGUCUCCUGACAUUAACAACCUUUCCUCCUUCUCGCUAACACCUCUGGUCUGCUUGGUUCAAACCCUGGGCUGGUCCAGCAAGAGGGGCUGAAUUUUGUCUUAAAGUGACACAUUCAUUCCCAAGAAUCAAAGCUGAUAUCCUGGAGACCAGCCACCCCGAUCCUUCCUGUGUCUGCCCAGGGAUCUCAGCUAUAGGUAGGGUCAAUGGCUACCCAUUUGGAACCUUACCUCAAGUUGUCCUGCCUUUCAGGAUUUGAUGGAGUUUCACCAGCGAGGGUUCUCUUUGUCCCACAGUCCCUCCAGUCCAUGAAUGUCUUCCCAUUAACUUUCUGCUCCCACUCAGCUUUAGGCUUUCUGUCCAAUAACCAUGUUUUAAGCUUGUGGGGAAGUAUCUUACAGAAUUGUUCCCCAAAUCCUCCAGUGUCGUGAUACCUGCAUCCUUGCCCCAUCACCAUUCUCCCAUCAGGGUGGUGGCUUCCAUUUGUGUCACAACCUUGAUCUUUUGCACACACUCCAAACCUUUUCCUGUAAGUCUCAGAUGUCAUUUCAGACUUAAGCAGUAGAGUAUUGCUUUGGGACUGAGUGAGACAGCCUGCACCCCUGUGUCCACACCCUAUUGUACAAAGUAUGCCUUGGGAGGUAUCAGUGAAAAAAACUCAUAAUUAGCUGAUCAGUAAUAUCAUGGCAAAAUAUACGUAGCCGCAUUCUGUGGGAAGUUCUAAACAUAAGCGGAGAUCAUGACUAGAAGUAGAUUUUCCAGAAAUGUCCGGGGAGUGGCCAGACCAGUUCCUCAGAGAGGAAGGGCAAACUGACAACUCAGCCAGUUGUCAACAAGCAGGGCCAUUACCUGCCAAGUGGUCAUUCUUUGGCAGGAAAGGGGGAAGGGGCAAAAAACCCCAAAACAAACAAAAAAACUAACCUCCAAACCAAAAACCUACAUCUUAGCAAAGAACCAGCCUGGGGUUCCACUCCACACAGGCUGUCUGUCGCCUGUUCCUAGCUGGAAAUGCAUCUCAACAUGGGGACAGGACUAUAAAAAGAGGGGCAGACACCCCAAGGGACUCCUUCUCCUUACUUUCACUCUGUCCAUCGAUUUGCUGCACCAGAAGGAACAAAGUAAGCAGCCAUUACACAGAAGAAGGGGGCCUGGCUUCAGAUGUUUGGCCUGUAAAACUGUUGCGAGUAUGUGGUGAGAGAAAUUUUGCUGUGAAUUUCACAUAGUUUGUUCAGUGAGGCUUUAGUUGUGUUUUAUCUUUACUUUUCUUGUAACC
Gopherus evgoodei (Goodes thornscrub tortoise) is the source of this 5453-nucleotide messenger RNA. RefSeq names its product calcium-binding protein 2-like. NCBI's taxonomy places the organism in Eukaryota, Metazoa, Chordata, Testudines, Testudinidae. The record is from RefSeq and is a predicted model, not a curated record. Gene Ontology annotation, molecular function: calcium ion binding. Bases 292 to 999 code for a protein of 235 amino acids. The transcript is spliced from 7 exons.